AUGGAUUUAAACACAGUCGACGAGAGGUAUGUAUUUGUCACACCAGGCACAACCAUACGCGUCGGUUGGGAUGAGAACUGCGAUGUCGUUCUACCCGCACUGGGACCCUGUUUAUUUAACGGCCGUUGCAUUACUACUCGAAGGGGUUGUGAUGUCCUCGUCUCGUGCACGACCGAAGGUGACCUUCUGUUGGCGCUUACGGGUAAUGGCAUCCGCGUGAUAAUCAACGGCGUUCAGAUAAAGCCGUCGUUUGCUCCCAGGAAGCUACCGCCGGGGGCCGUUGUUUCAUUCAACAAACUCUCUCGGGAGUUUUCUUUUAUCUUCGUUGCACGCGACUUGCGUGCGGCUAAGGCGGAUGUGAAGCAUGUGCCUCCGCCAGAAAAUUCCGCUGCCGAUAUUGCGCGCUUGGAGGAGUUUUUGUUAACCCUUAAUCCGCAACCUCUUUUGUCCCACGCGCAGUUUGAUCCGGAAAGUGCCUCGUUGCGGUCGCAGCACUUCGUGACUCUGGUUGAUUCAGAGACCAUUACGCACCAAAAGGUGAGCACAGAUGAAACCUUACCGUCAACCCUAACCGUGACAGAGGUGGCGCCCACGGAAGAAGAGCUUGUCGCUGACGCGCGCACCAGUGCUCAAAGCCUAACAAGUCAAAGUGUGUCGCUGCAUAAUUAUGUGAGGCGCUUUUCCACUAGCGGUGGGUUCACAAGCCUCUACUACAAUGAGGAAGCAGAAUUUUUGCAACCCCAUCCAACUCCGUAUCGUCAACAAGGUUUGUUGAACAACGUUGGAGCAUCCCCGCACAUUAUUUCGUCUGUCGUUGUUGAACUUUGGGGUCGACGUGUGGCACUGCGCAACGUCGCUGAUUUUUGCGAUUCGAACGUGGACCAGCCUCAGAUAAAUCUAACAGGCGAUGCGGAAGAUCUCAAUGGUGCCGAAACAAAUCCAUACAUAACGUUUCAUGGUGUAAAGAAAAUGGGAGGAAGGCAACAACGAUGCAUGGAUAAGGAGAUCCGUUCUGCCGCAGAAAACGUUUUGGAGUAUCUCAACGAUGCUUAUGAGAGUGACGACGACAACUUUAUCGAACUUCCUCAGCAAACAAAAGAUAAGAUUUUUGAAUAUUUCCUGCUUCUGGCAACUCACAUGAUGAAAGCAGUAAAAGCGAUGCCCGUAGCGCUACGACUUACCUCUCCUGUUGUAUGCUGUGGUGACGUGCACGGUAGUUUUUCUGAUCUCAAACAAAUCUUUGAUAACGUUGUCCCCUUCAAACACUGGUCGCUUAUGACGAGGCCGGUGUUAUUCCUUGGAGAUUACGUGGAUCGGGGCCCACAUGAUGUUGAGGUAAUGCUUUUUUUGUUCGCAUGGUGCACUUUGUGUCCCGAAAACGUGUUUUUGCUUCGAGGUAAUCAUGAGGAUGACCGGGUGAAUGGUGAUACGGAGCUCUAUGGCGAAACGUCAUUCCUGGUUAAGUGUUUGACCUUUUUCGGUGAGGAGAAAGGUAGCAUAUUUUGGAGACGCGUUAACGAUGUUUUUGCAGUGCUUCCCCUAGUGGCCAUAAUUGAUGACACGACUUUUGUGUGCCAUGGUGGUAUUCCGCGACUUCGUGGGAGACAGCUCGUGCAAGCUGGCACCACGAUGGGCGACAAUGAAGAUGGAGGGAACGCAGCAGCUCCAUUUCCGGAAUGGAAACUUUGGCAAGAACACGGUGCAGAGAAUGGUAACUCGUCGUACAGUUGCGAUGGGCUUUCCUCUACCAAUGAUGCGAUUGCACAAGUUGAAGAUGAUAUCCCUGGGGAGGAUUUGAUGCAAGAGCUUUUGGAGAGUGUACCUGGUGGCCCGGGUGAUGUUCGUUUUUACAGUGUUAUGCCAGAUGAUAACGAUGACUGCCUGACUGCUAAGCGCCGGCGCAUUGCUCGUGAGUUACUUUGGAACGAUCCGUGUACGACCCCAUCGUUGCGUAAGAGACACUCGCUUCCACAAGGUGUGUCGGAUAUGAUGGGAUCUUUUACAGACGAGGAAAGUGGUAAUAUGGCUGCAGUAAUGCCGCUGCCGCAGCGAAAUGGUUUCAAUUCUCAAGGUUUCCGCUGCAACCACGCGCGCGGUUGUUCGGUAGAUACUUUCCAUGAGUUCAAUUCGUUUGCACUUGAUAACUUUCUGCAGCGGUGGGGGUUCACAUUGGUGAUACGUGCGCACGAGCAGAAGGAUGCUGGGUUGGAGGUGGGGCUCGCUCAGCGUGUCCUCACACUCUUCUCCUGUAGUAAUUACACUGGUGGCGACAAUAAUGGUGGGGCUUGUGUUAUUGUCGGUGGUGAAGUGCGUCCCGUGUCAUGGCGUCGCCCUUGUCCCGUGCUGGGCAGGAGUCCCUCAGCAGAUGAUCCCGAUAUUUGGAAAAUGAAGCGCUUGAGGGAGGAGGUUGGCCGCAACAAUUCGUGCAGCUCUUAUCUGCAUUUCCCCGGGCCUCAAAUCGUGCCGUCUUAUGUCGGUAAACCUGUGGUUAACCUUGAUUGA
Messenger RNA from Trypanosoma brucei brucei TREU927, 2502 nucleotides. Its product is annotated as protein phosphotase, putative. The transcript has a single exon. Gene Ontology annotation, cellular component: nucleus; cytoplasm. NCBI's taxonomy places the organism in Eukaryota, Euglenozoa, Kinetoplastea, Trypanosomatida, Trypanosomatidae. Gene Ontology annotation, molecular function: protein serine/threonine phosphatase activity. The record is from RefSeq and is a predicted model, not a curated record. Bases 1 to 2502 code for a protein of 833 amino acids.